AUGCAUGUGAGGAAGCCAACUUCAUUUACGGAUUUGAGAACUGUAAAUGGACGUGUUUGUGCUUCAUUCCAUGAAGCUGCGGAUAUAAUGGGACUAUUACAAACAGAUAAUGCAGCCGAGCUGUGUUUAUCCGAAGCAGUUGCCUACCAAAUGCCCAAUUCAUUGCGUCAAUUAUUUGCUGCUAUUUUAGUUUAUUGCAGCCCAAAGAACCAUGCUCAGCUAUGGCUACAAUUUCGGGAAUUCCUAUAUGAAGAUAUAAAACGAGAUUCUUCAAUCCCGAUUCAUCUUGUAGAAGUGAAAGUACUGCAAUGCAUUGACAACUACUUGCGAUCAAUGGGAAAGAGUUUACUUGAUUAUCAAUUGAACACAUCACUGAUCCAACAAUCCCAACAAGAGAUGGCAGCAAGAGAUAUAGAAACUGAAAGGAAUAUAGCUGUAGAUGAGAGUGACCUUCGAGCAAUUGAUCAACUGAACGAUGAUCAAAGAAAUGCCUAUGAACAGAUUUUAAAUGUUGUUACAAGUAAUAGCUCUGCAUCAUUUUUCGUGGAUGGACCGGGAGGUACAAGAAAAACAUUUCUAUAUCGAGCUCUUCUUGCAAAAAUAAGAUCGGCUGGUGGCAUAGCACUUGCAACUGUAACUUCGGGUGUUGCAGCUUCCAUCUUGCCUGGAGGCUGUACUGCACACUCGCGAUUUAAAAUACCCCUGCAUGAUGACGAUUCCAAGAGCUGCCAUGUUGGAAAACAAACUGCGAUUGCACAAUUGAUUAGAGAUGCAAAGCUUAUUAUCUGGGAAGAUGCAAAGCUUAUUAUCUGGGAUGAGGCAAGUAUGGCAAAACGAAAAUCAAUCGAACGGUUUGAUGAAAUGAUGAGAGAUAUCAAUGAUCGCAACCUGUUAUUUGGUGGUAAAACUGUGGUUUUCGGAGGAGAUUUCCGCCAAACAUUACCAGUUGUAACAAAAGGCUAUAAAGAAGAUAUUAUUAGUGCAAGCUUGGUCAUGUCACCUAUAUGGCAACAGCUAACAAAGCUAAGGCUAAAGGAAAAUAUGCGACGUUCAGAUAAAAACUUCAGCGAUUUUCUACUUCGAAUUGGUAAUGGUACGGAAAUAUCAAAUUAUAUGAAUGAAAUUAAGAUCCCAGCACCAAUUAAUCUACCUUUUGUACACGAUACUUCAUCGGUGGAAACUUUGGUAAAUAUGGUAUUUCCAGAUAUGGUGGCAUUCAGCAGUGAUCCAUCGUCAAUUGUUAAUAGAGCUAUCUUGAUGACGCGGAAUGAUUUUGUGCAUGAAAUCAAUGAUAUGCUAAUCAACAAAUUCCCAGGUCCACAAAAAACAUAUCUAAGUUUUGAUGAAGUUCUUGAUACAUCGCACUAA
Messenger RNA from Coffea eugenioides, 1368 nucleotides. RefSeq names its product ATP-dependent DNA helicase pif1-like. The record is from RefSeq and is a predicted model, not a curated record. The transcript has a single exon. Gene Ontology annotation, molecular function: DNA helicase activity. Gene Ontology annotation, biological process: DNA repair; telomere maintenance. The coding region runs from base 1 to 1368 and encodes 455 amino acids. NCBI's taxonomy places the organism in Eukaryota, Viridiplantae, Streptophyta, Magnoliopsida, Gentianales, Rubiaceae.